Molecule: messenger RNA, 1962 nt
Organism: Malus domestica (apple)
Lineage: Eukaryota; Viridiplantae; Streptophyta; Magnoliopsida; Rosales; Rosaceae
Product: putative E3 ubiquitin-protein ligase XBAT31
Molecular function (GO): protein binding
Source: RefSeq, a predicted model, not a curated record
GUGAAACCUUUAUAUUCAGUUGGAGAUGGAGGCCACCACCUUCUGCCUUCAGGUGAAGGUGGCUCAAAGAUACAGCUUAAUGAAGUGCUCCCAUUGACUCCAUUACUUGAGUUUAAGAGAGAGAAACUAGAGAGAGAGAGAUGGGUCAGGGAUUGAGUUGCAGAGAGAGUGACGUACAUGGGCUGUUCAGAGCCGUACAAUUUGGGGAGCUGGACACUGUGGAAGAUGUGUUAGAGAGAGACCCGACUCUCCUACGCCACUCCACCGUCUACGACCGCCACUCUGCUCUUCAUAUCGCCGCCGCUAACGGCCAGAUCAAGAUUCUUUCUAUGCUGUUAAAACGAUCUGUAAAUCCAGAUGCGUUAAAUCGUCACAAGCAGACUCCAUUGAUGCUGGCUGCAAUGCAUGGCAAGAUCUCCUGCGUGCAAAAGCUUCUUGAAGCAGGAGCAAAUGUAUUGAUGUUUGAUUCCCUCAACGGAAGAACUUGCUUGCAUUAUGCCGCUUACUAUGGCCAUUCCGGUUGCCUUCAAGCUAUUGUUUCUACUGCUCGUUCGAGUCCUGUUUCUGUUUCCUGGGGAUUUGCCCGAUUUGUGAAUAUUAGAGACGGUAAAGGAGCAACACCGUUGCAUUUGGCAGCACGUCGAAGUAGGCCUGAAUGUGUACAUAUUCUGUUAGACAACGGGGCUCUUGUGUCUGCUUCAACUGGUAGAUAUGGCUUCCCUGGGAGCACUCCACUUCAUUUGGCGGCUAGUGGGGGAUCUCUGGAUUGCAUACGGGGAUUGUUGGCAUGGGGUGCAGAUCGUGUUCAAAGAGAUUCAUCGGGGAGAAUACCAUAUAUAGUUGCUUUGAAACACAAACACAGAGCUUGUGCGGCCAUGCUAAAUCCUUCAUCAGCUGAGCCUCUUGUGUGGCCAGCACCUUUAAAGUUUAUUAGUGAGCUUAAUCAGGAAGCAAAAGCUCUACUAGAACAGGCCUUAAUGGAGGCAAACAGGGAAAGGGAAAAGAACAUCUUGAAAGGAACUGCUUACUCUCUUCCAUCUCCGUCGCAUUCUGAUGCAGGGACGGAUGACAAUAUAUCUGUGGAAAGCGAAUUAGAUCAAUGCUGCAUAUGCUUUGAGCAGGUGUGUACAAUUGAAGUCCAGAAUUGCGGUCACCAAAUGUGUGCACAAUGCACUCUAGCUCUCUGCUGCCACAAGAAGCCAAAUCCAACUACAUUAUGCCUUACGCCACCGGUUUGCCCAUUCUGCCGAAGCCCAAUUGCCCAUUUGGUAGUUGCAAAGAUCAAAAGUUGUGAUGAUGGUGAUCAUGACACCGAAGAUAACAAUUCCUCCAAACUAAGAAAGGCAAGGAGGUCCCGAAACUUCAGCGAGGGCAGCAGCAGCUUCAAGAGCUUAUCGGCACUUGGUUCUUUUGGGAAGAUGGGCGGCCGUGGCUCAGGAAGGAUUAUUGCCGAGAAUGAAUGGGUUGACAAGCCUUGAUGCUUGUCAGAUUCGUUGCUUUCAUGCAAGUGAAACAGAGAAGAAUCCAAGGAGCUGCUGUGUACAGAUAAGAGUCCCAUGUGUUAUGUAGUUUUGGAAAACAAGCAAAGGGAGUUGCAGGCAAAUUGGGUUAGGGUUAGAUGUGUUGUGGUCCUCUUAAAUUUGUUUACUUGAGGUUCAAGGAAGUUAUUAGUUGGUGGUUUGAGAGAGUAAAAAGAGGGGAAAAAAAAAGAGGAAGAAAUUAUAUUUCUUAGUUGAAAGUUCAAAAUUCUUGAAUGGCUGGUUGGAAAGAGUCGAAGGGUAUGUUGUGUGCUUUUUGGUCCCCACCAAACACUUCUCUUUCCUUGCGGAAAUGUAAUAUUAUUUUAUUUUCAUUUUUUGGGUGGCAAGAUUGAAUUAUUUUUCUGUAGUUUGUGCACAGAAAUGGGAUUGUAGUGCAAAAAAUACAAACAAAUAAAAGUCAUUUUCUUUUUUUUACAAUCAA